This is a messenger RNA of Centrocercus urophasianus (Greater sage-grouse), 1166 nucleotides long. It is a transcript of the gene SMPX, whose product is annotated as small muscle protein X-linked. The record is from RefSeq and is a predicted model, not a curated record. Gene Ontology annotation, cellular component: costamere; muscle tendon junction; M band. NCBI's taxonomy places the organism in Eukaryota, Metazoa, Chordata, Aves, Galliformes, Phasianidae. The coding region runs from base 28 to 294 and encodes 88 amino acids. The transcript is spliced from 4 exons.
UUGCAGGGAUAGGACACUGUCUUAAAAAUGUCAAAACAGCCAGCGUCACAUGUCAAAGCCAUUCAGGCUAAUAUUAACAUCCCCAUGGGAGCUUUUAGACCUGGUGCAGGACACCCUCAUAAAAGAAAAGAAGUAACACCUGAAGAAGUGGAGGAGAGUGUACCUGCUACAGAAGAGGAGAAAGACAAGAAGCAUCUCCCAGGAGCUGUAAAACUUCCAGGUCCUGCUGUCAACUUGUCAGAGAUUCAGAACAUAAAGAGUGAGCUGAAAUUUGUCCCCAAAGCUGAGCAGUAAUUGGAAGAAGCAGGUCGAAUAACCCAAAUCCUCUCAGCAUGUCUUCAUAGAAGAGGUGUUCCAGUCCUCUGAUCAUAUCUCUGGAUGCACUCACUCCCCAGGGCUGAACAUAGUACUGCAGGUGGAGUCUCAUGGAAGUGGAGCAGAGGGGGAGAAUCACCUUCUUUGCCCUGCUAGCUAUACUUCUAUUGGUAAGGUUUGCUCUCUGGUCUUCAGGCAUACAUUGCCAUUUCGUGUUGAACAUUUUGUCCAUCUGUAACCCCAUGUACAGCUCUGCAGUGUUACUCUUUCACUUAUUGCCCAGGCUGUAUUCCUAUUUGGGAUUACCCCAACCUUGCACAUUAACACAGAUUUCGGAAUCAUUUGCACCUGAUUUCAAACAAAGCCAAUAAAUCUCUGUUCUACGUUCUGAGCCAUAGAAAAAAAAAAAAAAAAGAAGAAAAGAAAAGAAAAGGUCAUUUCCAUCCCUGAAGUUAUCAUCUAAUUUUCUUUGACAAGCCUUAGUCAAUAAAGAUAUAUCAGGCAGUUAUGAUGAAUGUUCCGCUUUGCAGAGGAGUUUAAAUCAAAAAUAACUGAAGACGGUAAGAUACUCGUGUCAGAUUGUAGUCAUCUGAAUUGCCAGCUGUGGCUAUUGACACAAGUCCUUUUUAUCAUUAAGAGAAACAGAAGAGCUAAGCUGAGUAAAAGAACAUCGUCUGGAAUUUACUGCACAUAAACAUUAAAACAAAACAAAACAAAAAGCAAUGCAGAAAGAUUUUGUGAACACAGAAGUGCUACGGUCCAGUGAUCUUAAAGGAAAUGGCUUAUAAUCUGAGUGAAUUGUCUCAACAUGCUCUGCAGCAUUAAUAUAUUUUUUUAAUGUACACUAUAAA